AUGCCAAAGAAAAAAAGCAAGGACACUAAAGUCUUGACAGAUCAGCCUGAUUCUUUGGAGUUAGCGAGUGUCAUCAGUCUUUGCAGUGAUGGUAAUGAGACUCCAACAGCCUCAUCAGUCGACGCUGAAGAUGAAUUGGCUCUACAAUCACUUCUUGAUAAAGUUUGCUCAGCGAUCGAUUUAAUAGAAGAAAAGAGAACGGAAACUCGAAUUAAUGCAUUACGUUCAUUAAUUGAGUUAUUCCGUUCACAUUAUUUCUGUUUGGAUGGCUCUUGGAACUACACUGAAACACUAAUAACCAGCAUUGAAAAUAUCUUCAAGAAGAGUAAGCCGCAAGAUCAGGCAUUAGCUGCAGAUUUACUAACGGUAUUCUCUCUACAAAUUGAUCCACAUGAAGUACCUAUAUGGUUCGAAAGGUUUUUUCCUAUCUUAGAGCCUAUCAUUCGUGAUCCCACCAAAAGUUAUAAAUUCAGAGGAUCUUCAGCCAUAGCUCUUUCAGUACUGCAGUCUUUGUCAGGCUAUUGUGAUUUUAUCUCACCACUGGAUGUUAUAAAGUCAUUUGAGUUUGUAUUCAGAGGCUCUACUUCAAAAAUUGACGUGAAAACCUCUCAUUCCGAAGCUGACAUUUCUGAUCUUUAUGUGGCGGCACUUAAAGCUUGGACACUUAUAUAUACUUUUCUAUCACCACACGAUUCUGGUAAUGUUGGAAAGGCUGUGCUUCCUGUUUUACUAUCUUUGCUCCAGUGUUCAAAUGUGGAUGUUCGUAUAAUAGCAGGUGAAGCUUCAGCAGUCAUUUAUGAACGCAUUCGAAACGAAGUUGAUGAUAAAUUCAAAGGUCCAUAUUACAGCGAUCUUGUUCGUCUACUUGGUGAAUUAGCUACAGAUAGCUCAAAAAACCGCUCUAAAAUUGAUCGCAAGAAGCAACGUCAUUCUUUUCGGGAACUUGUAGAGGCCGUGGUACACUGUGACUAUCCUGAAACCUCAAUAAACUUUGGUGUUGAAGUUUUGACGUUGUCAUCUUGCACUGGACACUUCUACUAUAACUUCUUGUGCUCAGUGCUAGGAAGUGGAAUAAGGCGUCACCUUCGCGAGAACCCGUAUAUUCGUAAUCUCUUUGAUCUUGGUUUACCGUCGCUGGUACAGCAAAAUGGAGCCCACCCUAAAGCUUUUAAAGAACAAAAACGAUUGAAUAAUGCAGUAGCAUCAAAAAUCCGUACACAAAAACUUGGUGUGUAUAGAGAUAAACGACGAGAAAUGCUAAGUGAAUUGGAAUAAAAGGUUAAACAAUAACGAUUUGUCAGUUUUUUUUAAUGACCCUCUUUUGCUUCUUCAGUUCUUGUAAAAAGACCUUAAAAAUAACAUUAUUGUAUGUAACUGCUUACGUAAGGCAGAAUUAUUUUAUUGUCACAUCUUAUUUCAAUACUAGUACAUAUAUGCUCCAUAUGUAUGCUUUUUAAUGAUUUCAUUCUUGUGUUUCACUAGACAUAAAACCACCAUUGAGUUAUUAUAUAAUUUCGAUUCACAACAACACGGGUUCACAGAUGUUUGCGACACUCCAUUACGACUCAAGUAUGCGUGGAUUUACCAUGGUAUUUGUUGUAAUUUAAUAAAUUUCAAUUCUUCCAACCGAAAAUCCCCAAUUAACGGAACUAAAUAUUCUUGAGAAAUUGUUGUAGUCCGACUAUUUUCUUGUGGUUGAAAUGUUCGAUUCACAUUCACUUGCCGAUGUGAGCAAUGCAUUCAGU
This is a messenger RNA of Schistosoma turkestanicum, 1745 nucleotides long. The record is from the annotation of a GenBank genome assembly. NCBI's taxonomy places the organism in Eukaryota, Metazoa, Platyhelminthes, Trematoda, Strigeidida, Schistosomatidae.